UAAAAAAUUGAGAGAAACUUGAGUUACUCUGCAACAAUGGCGGAACCAGCAUCCAAAUCCAGAAUGGUGUUAGCAGAAGAAACAAUGGCGGAACCAGCAUCCAAAUCCAGAAUGGUGUUAGCAGAAGAAACAAUGGCGGAACCAGCAUCCAAAUCCAGAAUGGUGUUAGCAGAAGAAACAAUGGCGGAACCAGCAUCCAAAUCCAGAAUGGUGUUAGCAGAAGAAGGAUGUUCAUAUUUUCCGGAGGAAAUACUGGAUUGCAUCUUCAAAUCCCUCAACGGCCACCGCCGCACUUUCAAGUCACUCUCCGUCGUCUCCAAACAAUUUCUCGCCAUCACAAACCGUCUCCGAUCCUCCGUUAAAAUCACCGACCAAACCAUCCCUUAUCUUGAUCGCCUCUUCCAACGCUUCCCUAACCUCACAUCCCUCAAAAUCACUAUCCAAUCCAAAACCAUAGAAGAACUGGACGAUAUUCUAACCCUAAUCUCCACUUUCCCUUUACACAAGGUCAAAUCGCUCAAUCUCUCCACCAGACCCAUUCAUAUUCACUCUAAUGGGUUGAUAGCUUUGGCCAAAACCAUGAAAAAUUUGAAAUUUCUCACUUGUUACAAAAUGGUUAAUGUAGAAAAGAAUGAUUUAUUCUUCAUCGCUGGUUGUUUUCCUUUGCUCGAAGAACUCAAUCUCAGUUAUCCCCGUUUUCGUUGUAGCCGAGAUUUUGAGCUGCAAGCUUCUGCGAGUCGUCAUACUCAAGAAACGGAGUACAGGCACACUUGGAAAUCCCAAAUAUGAUAGGAGUGAUAUAAUAUAUUUUUAGUUCAAGUUUAUCAAGUUUGUAUGCAUAUUGUUUUUUUUAAUCAAGUUUAUCAAGUUUGUUUUGUAUUUGUAUAUUCUCAGCAUAUUGCUUUUGAUUUAUAUCAGUGUUGGUAGCUUUUACCUAUUCCUCUUAGUUUACCAAAUCAGUGCCUAUUUCUCAUUGUGUAUAUACCCAAAGCUGCAACUAUCUAUGCAACUAUCUAUUAAUAUUUCUUGUUUCUAUUUAUUUGCAAUGGUAAUAGUUUCUGCUUGAUCAUAUUAACCUAAUGGCAGAAACGUGAUAGGAUCCGAUAGACGGGUUGGUGAGAAGAAGAUUGUGGAUCCGAAAGACGGGUUGGUGAAGAAGUUGUCAGUUAACCUUUCAUGAUUGUCAGUUGAUGAUGUUUGAUAUAUAAUCUUUUGCUUGCUUCUUGAUAUUGAGAUAAAAUCUAUCACUGUCAUAUGAUUGUAGUUUUGUGCCAGUGUGGGCAUCGUUAUGCGGUUAAAUGCAACACUUUGUGGUUUCAUAUUGGAUUGAAACAAAC
This is a messenger RNA of Vicia villosa (hairy vetch), 1337 nucleotides long. RefSeq lists its product as uncharacterized. The transcript has 2 exons. Bases 37 to 789 code for a protein of 250 amino acids. The record is from RefSeq and is a predicted model, not a curated record. Lineage: Eukaryota; Viridiplantae; Streptophyta; Magnoliopsida; Fabales; Fabaceae.